AUUUCAUGGAGCUAGAAAAAUAAAAGUAUGUAAAAUCCAAUUUACACCAGAGACAGCAUAGCUCAGAGAAUAAAAUGCCAGGUACAGGAUAAGUUGCUCCUUCCCCUGUUUUGCUGACCAUCUGAGAUUUUGCUGGAAUUGAUCAUGGCUAUGGAGCCAUAACAGGCACACUCUUCUUAAACAUAAGAUUUCUCAUUUUGGCUUUUGUAAGGUUAAUUACAAUGUGGAUUGUUUUCUUUCAUAUCCAUGUGGCCCCUUGCACCACAUCUCUGGAAGACAGGUGGUUUGGCCAGGUAUACUUCUGUAGUAGGGAGUCAUCAGAAAAAGAAUGGCAGAACAAUGUGGAAACAUGGAAGGAACUGCUCAGGAGGAGGAUACCUGUGCUUAGUUUGUAUCCUUGUAGGCUGGCCAAUAUCUUCAGGGAUGGCAGGAAUCAGGAACCACAUAAACAGACCCAGAGAAAAAUGCCAUUCAGGAGGGCUGACGUCUUCUUAAUCUCAGGCUUGCACACACACAUCCUCAGUAAAGGAAGAAAUCAAUAAUUUGUCUCUCAAUCAAUGGCAUGAUUGCAAGAUACCUCAUGCAACUUGCUCUAAGAGUGAGAUGGCUUAUGUUCCUCUUUCACUUGUGAUAUUACAGGGUGCACUUGAAUGUGCAAAUUUGUGAGCGCUCCCUAGAAAAUCAGUGAAUUAACUUGAACAACUGCAUGUCUAUAUCCAUCGUGUCCUCAGCUACCAAAACAUUCUGGCUUCAGAAAUAAACCUUGAAACCAAUGAAACCUUAGUUUUGCUGAGGUAAAAGUCAAAGUCUGACAGAAGUAAAAAAUGAGUCCGUGGUUGUUAUAGAGCCCUAGCAUCAUCUCUGGGGAUGUCAGCUGCACUGCAAAGCAAACUCAGCCCAGGAGAAAGGGGCACAGGACAUGAGGACUGUUGAUGAAUGCUGCACGCUCCCUCUUCCCUUACCAUUCCAGUAUCGUCUACAACCUGAUGUACUCAUGUUUUCCUUUUCAGUGCUCCUUACUGAUCCAGACUUUGCUUCAGUCACUAUGAAGGCCUCAGUCAUUGCAACCUUCUUUGGGAUACUUCUUGCAUGUACAUAUGCAGCUAAGGAAGCCACAAAGAAGACCAAGAAGGCUAAACUAUACAUACCUCAGAUUGACUGCGAUGUCAAGGCUGGGAAGAUAAUAAAUCCAGAAUUCAUUGCAAAAUGCCCUCCAGGAUGUCAAGAUGUAAAAUACCGUGUUUAUGGCACAGACAUUUAUGCUUCUUUUUCCAGUGUGUGCAGUGCUGCAAUUCACAGUGGUGCAAUAGACAACACAGGUGGGAAGAUCCUUGUUCAGAAGGUGGCUGGCCAUGCUGGGUACCGGGGGAGCUUCUCCAACGGAAUUCGGUCGUUGUCAUUGCCACGCUGGAGGGAGUCCUUCCUCGUCUCAGAGGGCAAGCCAAGAAAAGGUGUGACAUAUCCAUCAACUCUUGAAUUCUCUUCCUCAAAGAGCACAGCCGUUAAACCUGAGCCUAAGAAGCCAGAGCAAGACCUAAAAGUUCCAAAGAGUGCAGCCACACCUGAUACAUUGGGGAAAGCCUCGGAACAAGGGGACACGGUCCACAAGGUGUAUCAGACAUCACCGGAACCAAUGCCAACCACACAAAUGGCAGCCACAACACCAACCCCAACGACCACAUCCACAGAUCCUUUCAGCACAACACCAAAGGCAACCACACCUGCAACAACAAGAAUCAGAAUAGACUCAACUGCAGCCAAGCCUCGACCUGGAUUGCACAGGGUCAGGGAUACAGGUUCUAGCAGCAUCCACCCUGCAUAUUCCUCUGUGGCAGCUGCAGCAUCAAGACAAAUUCAGGCUUCACAAGGAAGAGGACUGAAUACAGCAUUCAGGGGCACUUCCACAUCUGCAAGUAACAGGAAUAUGUUGCGACCCAAUGCAGGUAAUGCAGGUAUUCAGCGCCAAGAGCCUGUUGCCACCAUCCGCAGGCCUGCCGGGUCUCCAGCCCAUCUGGCAAUGGAAACAGACUUGUGGAAACCUGGACUGAGCUUUUUUGACACAGGUUUUGCUUCAAAGGAGGAACUGAACCUGAAGCCACUGGAGACAACCUCCCAGGGGAACCCAAGCUGCAAGGUGGAUUUGUCCUUCUUGAUGGAUGGGAGCUGGAGCAUUGGUAAACGCCGCUUCCAGCUCCAAAAGCAGUUCCUCAUUAACGUGGCUCAUGCCCUCGGCAUCAACAGUGCUGGGCCUCUGAUGGGCAUCGUGCAGUACGGUGAUGACCCUUCCACAGAAUUUAACCUGAAAACAUACACCAGCCCCAAGGACCUAAGAAAUGCCAUUGAGAAAAUCCCUCAGAAAGGUGGACUUUCCAAUGUUGGAAAGGCACUUUCAUUUGUCAACAAAAACUUCUUCUCGGAUGCUAAUGGAAACAGAGGUGGAGCGCCCAAUGUGGUGGUGGUAAUGGUGGAUGGAUGGCCAACGGACAGGGUGGAGGAGGCCUCCAGGCUGGCCAGGGAAUCAGGGAUCAACAUUUUCUUUGUCACUAUUGAAGCAGCUGCUCAAAAUGAGAAGCAAAAUGUUAUUGAGCCAAACUUUGUGGACAAGGCAGUGUGCAGAACAAAUGGCUUCUACUCCAUCAUGGUGCCCAGCUGGUUCAGCCUCCACAAGGUCGUCCAGCCCUUGGUGAAGCGGGUCUGUGAUAUCGACCGGCUGGUUUGCAGCAAGACGUGUCUUAAUUCAGCCGACAUCGGUUUUGUGAUCGAUGGCUCCAGCAGCGUUGGCACCGGCAACUUCCGCACAGUCCUCCAGUUUGUAGCCAACAUCAGCAAGGAAUUUGAGAUUUCAGACACGGACACGCGUAUUGGAGCCAUUCAGUACACGUAUGAGCAAAGACUCGAGUUCAGCUUUGAUAAGUACAGCACAAAGCAGGAUGUGCUGAGUGCUAUCAAAAGGAUCAACUACUGGAGUGGUGGAACCAGCACAGGGGCAGCCAUCAGCUACGCCUCUGAGCAGCUCUUCACCAAAUCCAAACCCAACAAGAGGAAGAUCAUGAUUCUCAUUACGGAUGGCAGGUCUUAUGAUGAUGUCCGAAUGCCAGCCCUUACAGCUCACCAAAACGGAGUUAUAGCUUACUCCAUUGGAGUUGCUUGGGCUGCUGAAGAUGAACUGGAAGCCAUUGCAACAGAUCCAGAUAAGGAGCACUCCUUCUUUGUGGAUGAAUUUGACAACCUCUACCAAUUUGUUAAUCCUCUCAUCCAAAACAUUUGCACAGAGUUUAACUCACAGCCACGGAACUGAUGGAAUGGAACAGGCUAGGAUCCUUGGGCAUCAUGCUGAAAACACACAAUGCUUCAGGAACAAUGCCAGCUCUGAGCUCAACAAAUACUGGAAUUAUUUUUCUUUGGCACUUUCCAGUUAAUGAGGUCGAUUGCAUCUCUGUCCUUAUGUACGAUAGUGCUCUGUGUAGGCUACUGAUUUUUCCCCUGCAGGCUUCAGAAACUGAUUUGGAUGGAAUAGAAUAACAAGCAGGAGACAUCAAGGAGGGAGUAAAUGGAGCUGUUUGGAAAGCUAACAGUAUAGAGCCUCAGCUUAGGUGAUUCCCAUCUCAGGGUACGCACAAGAACUAAAAUGUACCACCUGCUUCCAGCAGUGCCCGGGACCCCCCACAGAGCUGUUACACUGCUCUGCUGCUGUGGUAGAAGCGCCUCCCUCUGACACUGUCCAUUGCUCACAAUCCAGGAUAGGACUGACAUCCUGAAAUCCCAGGCACAUACUGGGAAGAUAGUGUGAAUUCAAGUAUUGAGCUUCAUCCAAAUCCAGAGACCAGAAAAUCAGCAAGCAGCCAUAAUUGGGCUGUGGGACCCACAUCCAUUUGCCAAUCCCCAUAAAGCCUCAGAUCUGCAAAGCAGCCGAUGCAGGGGCUGGAUCUCAUCUCCCACAGUGCUGCAUUAAAUGUGCUUAAACAACAAGAAGAAAAAAUCUUGUCCCCGUAGCUCACUUACACCAUCUUUUGCCAUGCAGCUCAAGGCCUUUGCAAAGCAGGAGAGCCGCGGAGGCAGAAGAGGCUCCUUCAGUAAAAACUGUGGGUUUCAGUUGCUCACUGUCUGAAAGGUUUCUCAGACCCCCACUGCUCUAUCACCAAACAUGGCACAGUUAGAACAGCUUACAGCAGACUUUAGCAUGAGGAUAAUUAUUCAAGAGCCUUUAAAGAGGCUUAAGAGGGAAAUAUCUUAAAGCUCUGUAUUACACACUGGGAAAAGCAGUAUUUCUAGCAUUCACAGGCACCCUCUUCUGAAUUUGGUGUGGACUUCUGUUGUAUGGAUUGAUUUCAAGACACGCCUUUACAGCCCCAUGUUAUUCAGAGUACGUAGCUGUUCUGUCUAUGGAGAAGCAGCCAAAGCACUGAUCAGCAAUGGGAGGAGUGACGUGCAGAGGUCUUUUGACAUUGCACUGCAUGGCAGGUAGCAAGCAGCAGUUGCUGGUAGUUUUCAUCUGGUGUCAUGUAUGAUAAUACAUCCCUUAAGCAGAAAUUACCAAAGGAAAAGGCUGAAGUUUCAGUGCAAGUACAUGCAUGUGUGUUCAUGCACAUUACGGUAAUUACAGCACAGAUUUGUGGAACUAACAGGAAAUUGAAAGGAAUUAAAGCUCACAUUCCCCCUCUUACUCACAAAUUAAUUUUUUAAUGUUAUCAUUCACACAAAGCAAAUUAGGGUAAACUGCCACCAAAGGAGCACCCUUUGGUGCACCCUGACACCAUCUUUCAAAUCUUUGUUUGGAAAUGGGACUAAAGUAGAUUAAAAAUUCCCAGAGAAGUUACCAUACUUCAAAGCAUUGCAAACAGCCCAUUCAACACAAUUCCCCAGUGUGAUGAAAUGAGCCAGGUGAGGGUUCCUUUGCUUGUGCUCCAGCCACUAUUCCUAAAGCCAUGCCGGAUAAGUGGUGGUUUUACAUUGGAUUUACUGGGGACUUCAUAUUCUUAAUAUUGCAGGUUAAUUCUUAAUAGACAGCUUGCUACUGCAUAUCAGAGCCGUACUGGACAUACCCUGGCAGCACAGGAGAGCAGCACUCUGCAGAUGGUCCUGCACACUGUGCUUAUGCUCUGCAGCCAGAGCCACAGGUGUUCUUUAACACAUUUUCAUUUGUACUGAAAACUUCGAGCAACAGCAAGUUUUCACUCUCCACAGAGAAGCUGAACAGCUAUCUUCCUCAUCAAACAUUUGCUUAGCGCAUGGCAGGGUUUGCUGUUGUCUAAAUGGUUAAUCUUGACUUUCACAGAACACCUGUGGUGCUCAGAUGCCAACAAGCCAUUCUAUUCACUUCUUGAGAUGACUUUGAAAUUAAUUUUUAAUCUGACUCUCAUCUAAACUGAGAUGCCUUAAACACAGUGAAAUUGAGCAUAAGCCACAGAAAUCCCAAUACAGCCUUCCUUCAACAGAAGAGGAUCAGCACAGAAUGUGGUCCUCUAUAGCUGCUCACCUUCCAUAGCAAUAAAAACACUUGUCACAUCUGAAGUCUGUCAGUAAUAAUAAUAAAAGAUAACAACCCUUCAUAAAUGACUGGAGGAGUUAUGUUGGUUUGGAGAAAGCAGAACUCCUUCUGUAACAUAUACAAGCUGUUCUGAGCUUCUCAAUACAAGUUGCUAUAUCUUUUGCAAUAAAGAUGUCCCAAAGGCACACAAAGUCUAUUUGUAUAUAUGUAGUU
Tympanuchus pallidicinctus (lesser prairie-chicken) is the source of this 5701-nucleotide messenger RNA. It is a transcript of the gene VIT, whose product is annotated as vitrin. Gene Ontology annotation, biological process: extracellular matrix organization; positive regulation of cell-substrate adhesion. The record is from RefSeq and is a predicted model, not a curated record. Gene Ontology annotation, cellular component: interstitial matrix. The coding region runs from base 920 to 3298 and encodes 792 amino acids. NCBI's taxonomy places the organism in Eukaryota, Metazoa, Chordata, Aves, Galliformes, Phasianidae. The transcript has 18 exons.